Messenger RNA from Spea bombifrons (plains spadefoot toad), 1351 nucleotides. It is a transcript of the gene ECSIT, whose product is annotated as ECSIT signaling integrator. NCBI's taxonomy places the organism in Eukaryota, Metazoa, Chordata, Amphibia, Anura, Pelobatidae. The record is from RefSeq and is a predicted model, not a curated record. Gene Ontology annotation, molecular function: protein binding. Bases 100 to 1317 code for a protein of 405 amino acids. The transcript is spliced from 8 exons. Gene Ontology annotation, cellular component: mitochondrion.
CGGAGGGGCCGUAUCCAUCCCCAAGAUGGCGGCGCCCGGAGAGUUAUAAUGACACUGACCCUCUUAGGGGCGUAGAUUCCAAGAUCCUGAUCUGUGAGGAUGAAGAGCCUGCGCUGUCUGAUCCGAGCUCGCCAGCUGUGUCCGAGGGAACGAUGGCUGCUGGGCACAGAACCUUUCAAAGCUCAGGCGUGCAGGUCUCUCCAUAGACGUCCCCCCGCUGGCCCUCCGCAGAUCUCCUCGCAAACAUCUAUAGCUCCAUACGAAGAUGUGUUCGACCGAGAACAGAGGAACAAGGAGUCUUUCGUCCAAGUGCUCGAACUGUUCUGUAACCGGGACGUGAGGCGCAGAGGUCACAUAGAGAUGAUCGAGGCAGCUCUUAGAUGGAUGCCGGAGUUUGGGGUGCAGAAAGAUCUGGAGGUUUACAACAAGCUGCUCGAUGUGUUCCCCAAGGAGGUGUUCAUUCCGCAGAAUUACAUCCAGCGGAUGUUUAACCAUUACCCGCGGCAGCAGGAGUGCGCUAUCAGAGUUCUGGAGCAGAUGGAAAACUACGGUAUCACCCCCAACAGCCAGACACGUUUCCUACUGCUGCAGAUAUUCGGCGACCGCAGCCAUCCUAUCCGAAAAUACCAAAGGUUAAUGUACUGGUUCCCCCGGUUUAAACACACCAACCCAUUCCCAGUAGUCCCCGCAACGUUAGCUGACCCGAUAGAACUGUCUAAGGUGUGUCUGAAGCGCAUAGCGGCGGACAGAGGUGCCCGUGUCACCGUGUAUCAGAUGCCCUCAGCAGAGAAGUGUGAGGAUGGCGCAGCGCUGGAUAACACGCACCUCGUCGGAAUCCAGUCUCCUGACCAGGUCUCCCUCCUGGCAGAACAUGACCCCGGUGUGCCUGUCAUGGUUGAGGGUCCCCAUCCCCUGUGGCUGAGGAAAACCUGCGUGUAUUAUUACGUGCUGCGUGCUGAACCUUCGAACAAAACCAAGGAGGAGGAGGUGGAUCCCGAGAGGAGCAUUUACUACCCCUUAAGUCUAGACCUGGACCUGGACCGAGAUCUUGGUGAUGACGACACUUUUGAUGUGGAUGAAGUGGAGGAAGGUUCUGUCUUUGCGAUGUGCAUGACAAAUUCCGGAGAUGAGAGGACACUGGGCAGGUGGAUACGAGGACUACAGGAGACCAACCCGAUCCUGGCCCAAGUUCCUGUUCUCUUCCGUCUAAACUCAGGACCCCAGGAGCUCGUGGACCCCGCAGCAAAAGAGAAUAAAAAGGAGCAAGAGGAAGAAGAGGAGGAGAGCGGGCCGUUGCGCCAGAGAAUGGAGCAGUAACUCGUACCUGUCCUAGAAGUGGCUGGACUCCUGC